AUGGCCUCUGUGGAUCUGAAAUUUGGAAUGAUCUUCCUAUCCCAGGUAGUUGUUGGAAUCUUGGGAAACUUUUCACUAUUAUAUCAUUACAUGUCCCUUUACUUUAGGGGAUGUGGACAAAGAUCCACUGAUUUGAUUCUCAGGCACCUGACUGUAGCCAACUCCUUGGUCAUUCUCUCCAGAGGAAUUCCAGAAACCAUGGCAGCUUUAGGGUUGAGACAUUUUGCCAUUUAUUUUGGAUGUAAUGUUCUUUUAUAUGUACACAGAGUGGCCAGGGGGGUUUCCAUUGGUGCCACAUGUCUGUUGAGUGUUUUUCAAAUGAUCACCAUCAAUCCUAAUAACUCCAGUAGGUGGGUAGAGCUUAAAGCAAAAGCCCCCAAGUAUGUUGGCCCCACUAGUAUCCUGUGCUGGGCCCUGCAAUUGCUGGUAAAUAUCAUUUUUCCUAUUUAUAAAGCUGUCAAUUUGGGAAACAAAAAUAUCACAAACAACAGAAAUUUUGGAUAUUGUCAUGCUCCAUUUUAUGAUGAAGUAGUGACUCCAAUGUAUGCAGCACUGACAUCUUUGCAUGAUGUUCUGUGUUUGUCACUCAUGACUUGGGCCAGCAGCUCCAUGGUUUUUAUCCUGCAUAGACACAGGCAGCAGGUCCAGCGCAUUCAUAGAAAAAAUCAUUUCCACAGAUCCUCUCCUGAGACCAGAGCCACCCAAAGCAUCCUUGCAUUGGUGAGCACCUUUGUAACAUUUUAUGCCCUUUCCUUCAGCAUCUAUGUUUACUUAGCUGUCUUCAAUAAAUCCAACUGGUGGCUGAUGAACAUUGCCGUAGUAAUCACUGCAUGUUUUCCAACUAUUAGCCCUUUUGUUCUCAUGCGCCAUGAACUCACUAUAUCCAGUUUCUACUGUAUCUGCUGUCAAAAAGCUACACAAUUCUCUUAUCUCAUCAGAACAAUGUGA
Carlito syrichta (Philippine tarsier) is the source of this 948-nucleotide messenger RNA. Its product is annotated as vomeronasal type-1 receptor 2-like. Gene Ontology annotation, biological process: G protein-coupled receptor signaling pathway. Gene Ontology annotation, molecular function: pheromone receptor activity. The transcript has a single exon. Gene Ontology annotation, cellular component: membrane. NCBI's taxonomy places the organism in Eukaryota, Metazoa, Chordata, Mammalia, Primates, Tarsiidae. The coding region runs from base 1 to 948 and encodes 315 amino acids. The record is from RefSeq and is a predicted model, not a curated record.